Messenger RNA from Penaeus monodon (black tiger shrimp), 6018 nucleotides. Its product is annotated as dedicator of cytokinesis protein 4-like. Gene Ontology annotation, cellular component: cytoplasm; plasma membrane. The transcript is spliced from 40 exons. Lineage: Eukaryota; Metazoa; Arthropoda; Malacostraca; Decapoda; Penaeidae. Bases 125 to 5758 code for a protein of 1877 amino acids. Gene Ontology annotation, molecular function: guanyl-nucleotide exchange factor activity; small GTPase binding. Gene Ontology annotation, biological process: small GTPase-mediated signal transduction. The record is from RefSeq and is a predicted model, not a curated record.
ACCUUCAAAGUAAAUAGUCAAUAUGUGGAGCCUGGUGGGGUUAUCACGAUGACCCGUCGUAUCCAUGCUUCCCGAUACCCAUGGUAGUGUUUGAGAUCGCUGUCGUUCUCAUGGCACCCUGAACAUGUGGAAGCCAACCAAGAACCAGAAAUUCGGCGUAGUUAUCUACAACUUCGAACAUGAAAACCUUCAGCAGGCGUUGAGACUUGAUGUGGGAGAUACUGUACAGAUCUUAGAAGAAUGCGCUGGCUGGUACAGAGGCUUCAACUCAAGAAACAGAAAUGUCAAAGGCAUAUUUCCUGCGCAGUUUAUCCAUCUCAAGCCAUUCAAGAUUGACAAUGAAGGUGUUUAUGAAACGGUAACACCUGUGGAAGAUCCUGUCGUUCAAGAGGCGGCAUCCGUGCUGAGAGAAUGGGGGCAAAUAUGGAAGAAACUCUACGUGGAGCUUGGGACACCAAAUGGAGACCAAGAACUAUGGGAUGCUGUCCGGAAAGCCAUGAUGGAUGUGGCGGACUGGAGGAAACAGCUCAUCACCGGAACGCUUACCUCAGACCAAAUAGCGCAACUCAAAUUAAAAAUAACACGGAAAAUAGACUGGGGGAACAGGAAGCUGGGACUUGACCUUGUGCCCCGAGUCGAUGGGGAAAUGGUGGAUCCCGAUUGUGUUAGUGUGGUAGAGCUUCACCAGGUGCAUGUACAAAGUGCUGAAGCUUCACAAACUCACACUCAGGGCCUUGGGACACUUGGGAAAAGGAAGGAGAGGAGGAAAAUCUUGAGUCAUCACUUGUUUUUCUGUAUGAGAGAUUUCUCGUACUAUUUGGGAGAAGAUGCUGAGGUUUUCUUCUCCUUGUAUGACGCACAGAGAGGAAAGAUUAUAAGUGAAAGAUUUCUAGUCAAAUUAUCAAAAGAAGGAUUUUCAAAUUAUAUUGAAAAAAUCCAUAGCAACUGCACAAUAUUUACAGACCUUGGUAGUGGAGACCUAGCAUCAGACUUGUAUAUUGUUGCACAUGUUGUUAGAGUUGGAAGGAUGUUGUUCUCAGAGUCAGUGAAGAAGACCUCUUCCCACUGUUAUCGCAGACCUCAUGGUGUUGCUCUGUUCAGAUUAUCACAAUCUGUUCUCCAAGGCAGUGAGGGAGAGGUUGAGCUAACAGGAAAACUGUUUACUUCUGAUGAAAAAGACUUUUGGCAGCUUCAUGAACUGGUUCUUAAGAAGCAGUCAAACAAAUAUUCUAUCCUGUCUAACAAUGCCAGUUAUGGUUUGGUUGUGAGUGUAAAGGUGGUGCAUGGUGAGUUAGAACAAGCCACCAAGGAAAAUCCCCUGCUGCUCAAAAAUGUGUGUGUUACUAAGAAACUUGGCUUUUCUGAUGUCAUUAUGCCUGGAGAUGUAAGAAAUGACUUGUAUGUGACCUUAAAUAAUGGAGACUUUGAGAAGGGAGGCAAGACCGUCGGUAAAAAUAUUGAAGUUACAGUACUGGCAUUAGACUCAGAUGGAAAAGCUCUGGAGUGUAUUUACAGUGGUAUGGGACAUGAUGGAAGCACCGAGUUUUCAUCCAUGAUAAUGUAUCACAACAAUUCUCCCCGUUGGAAUGAACGGCUAAAAGUUGCCAUCCCUAUUGACCAGUUUGCAGGCGCUCACCUGAGACUGGAAUACAGGCAUUGCUCAACUCGUGAAAAGAAUGAAAAGAAACUGUUUGGCUUUUCAUUUGUCCGUCUUAUGGAUGACGAAGGGGGAACAACAUUGCGAGAUGGAUCCCAUGAACUGUGUGUUUAUAAAUGCGACGAACGUGGGCGUUUAAACAAUCCAGUGGAGUACCUUUCCAUGCCCUUCCUUGCCAAAGAGGCAGUGGAUUGCAUCUACUCUUUACCAUUCCAGCGAUCACCCAAAGAAAUAAUGGUCAUUGACACUCUGCUAUGCUCAACCAAACUCACACAAAAUGUUGAUCUCCUGUCAUUACUGAGAUGGAGAUCAGCUCCUGAGGGUAUUGGAGAAACACUUUCGAGACUUACCCGUGUGGAUGGUGCAGAGACGGUCAAGUUCCUACAGGAUGUGUUGGAUGCUCUCUUUGCCAUGUUUUCCACGGAUGAUGGGAACUCAACACAACAUUCUGGCCAUGUCUUCCAGGCCCUAGUCUCUAUAAUUAGCCUUCUUGAAGACAGUAAGUUUGAGCAUUUCAAGCCAGUAAUGGAUGCUUACAUCACUGGCCACUUUGCCGCUGCACUUGUUUACAAUUACAUUAGGGGCAUCUUCGGGGGCAUGCGAUCAGCCACUCGGGGAUGCUCUUAUCAACAACUGACAGUAGAUAUCUUACCAUACUCUGAGGAUACUUCCUGCUAUACUUCCAGCAGCUUGGACCUGGUUAAAUCCCGAGUGCUUUCAACAGGCGUGGCAUUGAAGAGAUUACUGAGAUGGUUUGCAACUUCCCCAGGGUUUAGCACACGAGUACCACCAGCACUGCAGCAAGAUAUAGAAACAAUGAUGCUUACAUUGUUUGAUGUGCUGGUCCAGGUGAUCUUGACUCUGGAGCGCUCAGCACCCAGCUCAGGUAGCAGUACCUUAAUACCGGAUGUGAUGGGUCUGACGCAGCUGCUGUCUGCUUUCAAGACCAAAUUUGUUCCUACUCACGCUUCAGUAGUCCUGGGGAGUCUGUCAGUGACUCCAUUUGUACAGGACUACACUCGGGGAACCUUAGUAGCAUGCUUAAUGGGCAUUCUGCAGCUUAUGUCCGAGAUACACUACACCAAGCUGUGGGAGGAACACUUGAUCUCUGGCACACAUCAUCUGCGCCACCUUCUGUACUCGACCAUUGUGCUGCUGGCAGACCUUGUGAGAGCAGCAGUGUUUCCAAGUGACUGGUUUGUCAUGCGCAUGGUUACCAACCACACUAUAUUGACAGCCAUGCAGGAGAUUGCACAGCCACUGAUUUCAACGUUUUUGAAGUCGGGAAGAUUUGAUAACCAGGUUUGGAGUAGUUACCUGAAUCUAGCUGUUGGAUUCUUGACGCAGCCUUGCCUGCAGUUGGAGCACUUCUCGCAGCAGAAGCGUCACAAGGUUUUGGAAAGAUAUAAUGACAUGAGGGUCCUUAUGGGCUUCCAGAUACUUUCCAUGUGGCAUAACUUAGACGAGCACCGGCUGCACUUCAUUCCGGGCAUGGUGGGCCCUUUCCUAGAGGUGACACUAGUGCCAGAGCCAGAACUACGCAAAGCUACGCUGCCCAUAUUCUUUGACAUGAUGCAGGCAGAACAACAGGCAAAGGGCAAUUUCAAACAGGUUGAAACGGAACUGAUAGAUAAGCUUGAUAUUUUGGUAAGCGAGAACAAGGGUGAUGAUGAAUACCGUCAGCUGUUUAAUACUAUACUUUUGGAGCGUGUACGUUCAAAUGACCCAGUAUGGAGAGAGAGUGGAACAGCUUUUAUCAAUUCCGUUACAAGACUCUUAGAAAGGCUUUUAGACUACCGCAGUGUGAUGCAGGGGGAUGAAAACUGUGACAAGAGAAUGAGUUGCACAGUUAACUUGUUGAACUUCUAUAAGAAUGAAAUCAAUCGACAAGAAAUGUACAUUCGAUACAUCUACAAGCUCCAUGAUCUCCACCUCCCAGCUGGAAACUACACAGAAGCAGCUUUCACUCUGCAGCUACAUGCAGAUCAGCUCUCCUGGACACAGAGGAUGCUGCAUGCAGAUCAUCUAUAUCAAGCACAGACGGAAACACAGCGAAAAGAGCUAAUUUAUAUGAAAAUCAUAGAUUACUUUGACAAGGGCAAGUGCUGGGAGCAAGGCAUUCCCCUUCUUGAAGAAUUAGCAGGACAGUACAAAACCAGGUUGUUUGAUUAUCAGAGACUAAGUGAGGUGUUAAAACGUCAAGCUUCAUUCUAUGAGAAAAUACUUAGUGGCAAGAGAUAUGAUAAUGAAUAUUUUCGUGUUGGAUUUUAUGGCCUGGGUCUUCCUCUUUUUGUGAGGAAUAAAGUUUUCAUUUAUCGUGGAUUAGAGUAUGAGCAGAUUGUGGCCUUCACCCAGAGGAUUCAGACGGAAUUUCCUCAGGCUAAAAUGCUGCACCACAAUACUCCUCCUGAUGAUACUAUCCGCUCAUCUGAUGGACAGUAUAUCCAGAUCUGUGCUGUGAAGGCAGUCCCAGAGCCAAAUCCCAAGUUUGAGGGCAUUGAAGUUGAUGAAAGAAUUCUCAAAUAUUACACUGUGAACCACGUCCGCCACUUUGUGUAUGACAGGCCAACAUACCGUGGACCGGCAGAUAAAGAGAAUGAGUUCAAGAACUUAUGGAUCGAAAGAACUACAUACACAACUGAAUGUGAGCUGCCUGGUAUCCUCAAGUGGUUUGAGGUAGUUGAACAAAGGAUAGAACAGUUGUGUCCACCUCAGUAUGCUUGUGAAACUGUGGAACGCAAUAACAAGCAGAUUCGCCAAGUUAUGCAGCACUAUCGUGCCAACCCUCAGGAUAACAUUCAGCCCUUCACAAUGAGGCUUCAAGGCACCAUUGAUGCAGCUGUUAAUGGAGGGAUUGCAAAGUACCAGGAUGCCUUCUUUGGGCCCGACUACCUGGUUGUAUAUCCUGAGUACGCAGAUCAUGUUAAUAGACUCAAGGUCCUCAUAUCAGAUCAGACCAUGAUCUUAGAGGGAGCACUAGAGCUCCAUGGCAAGAUUGCACCGCCAGCUAAUCAGCCUCUUCAUAGAAGAUUAGUAGAGGUUUUUGAAGGUUUACGAGCAAAAGUACGGAAGAUGUGCUCAACCCCCCAGUCCCAGCGAUCGACCUCUUCUCUCCAGUCGACUCCCCCACCACCUCCAACCCACAGGAGGGCAGACUCUGACCCUGCUACAGAGUUCAGGAGAAUGGGAUCAAUUAUCAACUCUCCUUUGCCACCACUGCCAUCUGAUAAGUGUGCUGUUAGUGUAAGUUCUUCCUCCACAUCCGGCCACUCCUCGCAGAGAUCAUCACAGGCAUCCUCACUGUAUGCUCAUUUCCACUCAGCUUCUCAUGAUGAUGAGUUGUAUGCCAAGCCUCAGGAAUGGGACGAGGGAGUUGCCAGUAUGCGCGACUCACGGCCCCGGUCUGCCUUUAUUACGGAUAGCAGAGGCUCAUCCCCGAAGUCUCUCUCCAAGUCCCUCAAUAAUGAUUACAUGAUUGUACCUUCUCAGAAAAUGAGUUCUGAAGAAAACAGACGGUCUCGCCACUCUCGUCCACCAAGCCCUCAUUCAGCUAGAAUCUCUGGUACUCAUGACUCACUCAACACUUCAUGGAGUGAUUCUCAUGGAUCGCAAGAAUCUCUUCCCCCUCUCCCACCAAGAGAUCAUUUUCCAGGCAACGAAAGACAGACUCGUUCAGUUAGCCUUGGGGGAGAGGAAGACGCUCCUCCUCCGGUUCUCCCCAAGAGGAUGGGCAAGAAGUGCUCGUCGCCUGCCAUGUUUGGGUCUGAUCAGCUCCUGGGUGAUGGUGUGGAUGGAAGCAGCAGUAGCGGCGGUGGCCUCAGUAACGGCUUUCCUGCCUCCACCCCUGGCACCCCUCCGUUGCUCUCACCGCGUAACCACCGCACUCCCCCACCACCACCUAUACCUCCCAAGUCAACUUCUACCCCACUCACUCCACUGUCACCACCCUCAAGCUUCACCCUCAACACUUCUGGUGAUGACUUAACACCUACCACACCAACUAAUAUAUACAUAGGUGAUAUAGAAAAUACGCAUCCCAGUCUUCACGAGAACUAUUCCGUGCCUCCUCGACUUCAGCCAUAUCCUCCACCAUCUUCCUGAAUCUUCUUGUGCUUUUCCCUAGAAGUGCUGGUGUUCGCAUUUUGAUGUGUUGGUAUGGUUUCUUUUUGGAAUUACUCACAUAAUUCUGUUUUCUUUUCAACUGUGUAAUUUGUUUUUAAACCCAGAUAUGGUAUAUUUAUUUAGGCAUGCAUAUUUGGGUACAAUUAUAGUAAAACGUUAUUGUUCACAUAAAAUUUCAUGAAUUCCAUUAUUUGUUAUAAAUUUAAAUCUAAAUAAGAAUAAUUUAGACAUACUUAAGU